Messenger RNA from Chaetura pelagica (chimney swift), 870 nucleotides. It is a transcript of the gene UBE2J2, whose product is annotated as ubiquitin-conjugating enzyme E2, J2. Lineage: Eukaryota; Metazoa; Chordata; Aves; Apodiformes; Apodidae. The transcript is spliced from 6 exons. The record is from RefSeq and is a predicted model, not a curated record. Bases 1 to 780 code for a protein of 259 amino acids.
AUGAGCAACAACAGUAAUAAGAGAGCACCCACGACAGCAACACAGAGGCUGAAACAAGACUACCUUCGAAUUAAGAAGGAUCCAGUGCCUUACAUCUGUGCAGAGCCCCUCCCAUCCAAUAUCCUGGAAUGGCACUACGUUGUGAGGGGACCUGAAAUGACUCCCUAUGAAGGUGGCUAUUAUCAUGGGAAACUAAUAUUCCCCAGAGAAUUUCCUUUUAAACCUCCUAGUAUUUAUAUGAUUACACCUAAUGGAAGGUUUAAGUGUAAUACAAGGUUGUGUCUUUCCAUCACUGAUUUCCACCCGGAUACAUGGAAUCCAGCUUGGUCAGUCUCAACGAUCUUGACGGGCCUUCUUAGUUUUAUGGUGGAAAAGGGCCCCACACUGGGCAGCAUAGAGACAUCAGAGUUCACAAAAAGGCAGCUGGCAGCACAAAGCUUAGCAUUUAACCUAAAAGAUAAAGUCUUUUGUGAGCUCUUCCCUGAAGUGGUGGAGGAGAUGAAACAAAAACAGAAAGCACAAGAAGAGCUCAGUAACAGACCUCCAUCCCUCCCUUUGCCAGAUGUUGUCCCUGAUGGGGAAGCACACUAUGGGCAGAAUGGAAUACCCCUCCUUAAUGGGCAUGUACCCCUGGCACCUGCCAAUCACCCCGGUCUCCAGCAGGCCAACCGCAACCAUGGACUUCUAGGCGGAGCUCUGGCGAACUUGUUUGUUAUAGUUGGUUUUGCAGCCUUUGCCUACACAGUCAAGUAUGUACUGAGAAGCAUAGCACAAGAAUGAGGAUAAUAAAUCCAAGACCAAAUUAGCAGUAGUUGCAGAAUGAGUGGGGACUCUUUGGGCAUCUUGACUCUGACACUGGGAGAAUUAAUU